Fusarium subglutinans is the source of this 4092-nucleotide messenger RNA. Its product is annotated as L-serine dehydratase. The record is from RefSeq and is a predicted model, not a curated record. Gene Ontology annotation, molecular function: 4 iron, 4 sulfur cluster binding; L-serine ammonia-lyase activity. Bases 1 to 4092 code for a protein of 1363 amino acids. Gene Ontology annotation, biological process: gluconeogenesis. The transcript has 3 exons. NCBI's taxonomy places the organism in Eukaryota, Fungi, Ascomycota, Sordariomycetes, Hypocreales, Nectriaceae.
AUGAGUCGCGCAGGGAUAAGGCAGCUUUCGCUGCUUCGGGCGUCGAGACAAUGUCUAUCUCCCCGAUCCCUUGCUACCGUUGUAAGGGGGCCUAUCGCUCGCUCGACACCGCCAUCAGCAACUUUGUUGGGACGCCAGAGAUAUCGACUUUUCAGCACAACACGGCCACGAAGAAGUCAGGACGAGCAGGAUGAAGAUGCGGGCUCGUACAGCGAAGCGGAUCAUGAACAUGCUGUUAUUUCCACUUUCGAUCUGUUUUCUAUCGGCAUUGGUCCCUCAUCUUCUCAUACUGUUGGGCCCAUGCGUGCUGGCAACAUUUUUGUCAACGAUUUGAUCGACGCCAAUUUGCUCCAAAAAGUCAACAAAAUCCGCGUCGCCAUUUAUGGGAGUCUAGCUCUCACAGGUGAAGGUCAUAUGACUCCUUCGGCUCUACUCCUUGGUCUCGAAGGCGCCGAUGUCGAGACGGUCGACACAGGCUACGUGCCCAGCCGCUUCGAAGAGAUCAAGUCCAGUAAGAAGAUUUUCCUAGCACGUGGGCUGGCCGCAGAUGGAUCCAAAGGUAAGGAGAUUGAUUUCGACUAUGAGAAGGAAUUCAUCUGGGAAUGGGGUCGUAAGCUUCCCCAACACAGCAACGGCAUGCGCUUCACUGUCUACGACAAGGAAGGCUAUGUCAUAGCCACCAACGAUAUGUUCAGUGUAGGCGGCGGUUUCGUUGUCAACGGUGCUCUUAGUAUCGCACCCCAAGAAACCCUCUCCGCAAACGCCCCCGCUCAACUCGAAGUCGGAGAUUCGGACACGGCAGCUCACCCGGCUGAUUUGGCCGAGAACAUGUACUACAAGGAAAUCCGGCGCUCAGAUGCCGCGGGAGAUCGACGAACCGGCACCGAAGUCAAGGCCCUUGAGGAAGCCAAUGAGGGCCCGACAGCUCUCCUCGGAGACUCGCCUGAGCCAACCGGCCUCUCUACCGAUGUCAAGUCCGAGACCAAGGACACCAGCUCAUCGCCGCAUCCGCGGUAUCCAUUCCGAGAUGCCGCUAGUCUGCUUUCACUCUGUCGCAAACACAAUCUCACUAUCGCGCAAUUGGUGUAUGAGAAUGAGAAGAGUCUAGGAUAUACCGAUGAGGACAUUUAUCGAAAAAUCUUCAAGAUUUGGGGAGUCAUGGAUGCUAGUAUCCUGGAAAGUGUCCAGGCACCAACGGGCUCCAAGCUUCCUGGAUCCCUCAAGCUGCAUCGACGAGCGCCGGCGCUCUACCGCCGAUUGACUCGAGGCUUGUAUCCCUCGUCGACUGCUGAUACCUCAGCUGCUCAACUCGAGCACAAGUUCUCUUCGCCCGACGGCAACAUCAACGAAGAUGGCGCGGGCUCAUCACCGAAAGCUCUACCAGCGACUUCAUCUCCGUUGGUGCCAGAGAAGUUCAAGGCUGGAGGCCUUCGGAAGCGCGGUCCGCCACGGAUUCACGGUUCUCUGGAUCACCCCAUCGCUCCAGCUCCUUCUCGCCGGACGACAUUCCCCACCAUGGACUAUUUGUCUGUCUAUGCUAUUGCUGUCAAUGAAACCAACGCUGGCGGCGGUCGAAUCGUCACCGCUCCCACCAAUGGCGCCGCAGGCAUUAUUCCAGCUGUGCUCAAGUACACCACAGAGUUCAUCAGCGACGAUCCUGAACGAGAUAUCCCCACGUUCCUGCUCACUGCUGCCGCGAUCGGUAUGCUUUAUAAGCGAGGUGCCACUAUCUCAGCCGCCGAAGGAGGAUGUAUGGCGGAGGUCGGCGUUGCCUGCUCCAUGGCCGCUGGCGCUUUCGCUGCCUGCAUGGGAGCCAGCCCUGAAACAAUCGAGCAAGCCGCAGAAAUCGGUAUCGAACACAACCUCGGACUGACAUGCGAUCCCAUCGGCGGACUCGUCCAAGCUCCUUGCAUCGAGAGAAACGCGCUGGGCGCGACAAAGGCCAUCUCCAGCGCCAACCUGGCGCUUAGCAGUGAAACAGGCACGCAGCGCGUGAGGCUGGACGACGCUAUCCGGGCGAUGCGGCUGACGGCCAAGGGAAUGAGGAACGAGUUCAAGGAAACGAGUUUGAGUGGAUUGGCUACGAGCGUUCACAUUAAUAUUCCAGUCAGUUCCAACAAUGAUGUCAGAGUUGACUCAAAAGAGCUCGUAGUAUUGGUGCUUCGAGAUAUCCUACAGUUCGAAAGCGCGGCGAUUUCAGGUUGUGACUGUUGCGCAUUCAUUGUCAAGAGUCUCACAUAUUCAGGCUUGUUGGGGACCGAGAAUCGGAUGGGAAUUCAGCUUUACCUUCGACUUCCGAUUGGACAAGGAAAUCCAGAGAUAUUAUUCGGCGAUCCUGAGCGCUCGCAAAUGUUCUUGCAAUUCUAUACUGACUAUGCUCAAGGAGAGACUUGGAAACGAGUCAAACCUUUGCCAGACAUUUGUGAUGACCAUCUAUCACGCGAAGGCUUAAGCUUCGUCAACGCUUGUUUCUAUAACUGUAUCAAUGACCAUAAGCUCUGCAAGCAAGACAACUCUACUUUGCCAACCCGCAUUUUAGACAUAGGGAGCCCUGGAGAUGGUGAAGUUCGUCUGGUUGAAUCAGAGGUUCUCAAACCUGAGAAAUAUGUCGCACUCAGCUACUGCUGGGGUAGAAAUCCAUCUAUCAAAGCCUUGACUGGGAAUUUGGAGAACCUGAAGACUGGGACUGGACUUGAGGAACUUCCAGCAGCUUAUACUGACGCAAUUGCAUUUACUCGAGAACUCGGGGUAAGAUAUUUAUGGAUAGAUGCACUCUGCAUCAUCCAAGACUCUGAAGCCGACUGGGAACGAGAAUGCUCCAGGAUGGCCGAUACAUACGCCAACGCUUUCUUAACCAUUGCAGCCUCGUCAUCAACGUCUGUGACCAGUCACUUUUUGCGGCCUCAGCUCAAGCCACCACCGCGAGCGGCUCAGGACCAGUGCGCGAUCUACAGCGAAUCAAUGAGAAGUGAAAGGGGGCCUCCGAUAUUACUGAAAGUAAGGCUCAUGCAAGCAACCGGUGCUCAUUGGAAGUGGAGACCAUCUCACAGUACAGAUCAACAGCCGCUCGUGGAACCUCUCACUCAGCGAGGCUGGACGUUGCAGGAGAAGGUCCUAUCAACCCGGCUUCUGUCUAUAUCCGUGAUGGAGAUGGCAUGGACGUGCAAAGAGGCAAUAUUCUGCGAAUGCGGAUCCAAACUGAAUCAUCAGCGUGAAUUUGGAGGGACGCCAUUGAGUCAAAUAUCGCGACAAGGUGAAGCCUUUAAUUUCUGGCACAAAGUCAUUGAGAAUUACUCUAAAAGAAACCUCACACAACCCGGCGAUAAGCUUCCAGCGAUAUCUGCUAUAGCCGCUUCAGUCCAGAAGAAGAUCGGGUCAGAUUACGUGGCUGGUCUAUGGACUGAUAACAUUGAUCUGGAUUUGUUGUGGCGGAGGCCAUCAGCCAGUAGGAUUCAAGCUGCCAACUCAUCUUACAUCGCCCCGAGCUUUAGUUGGGCUUCAAUCACGGGAGAGGUCGAUUACCUGUGUUUUAGGAACGGAAAAUGGCCAUAUGAAAAGGCCGCUACUGUGCUGGAGAUCAAUGCAGUAACAGGUCCUGAGGCGCCACUUGGAAGAGUCACCAGCAGCAAGAUGAUAAUCAGCGGGCCACUGGCGAUGGGGUAUCUCGAGAGUCGGGGCCCGUAUGAUUGGUACGCGGUGCGUCUUGGGCGGGCUCUUCUGUGGUUUUCCGCCGAUACGAGCCUCUCAACAAUCGUAAACGGCAGCGAAGUCUCAGUGUGCAGAAGAAGCCGCGAGUACAAGGGAAGCGAUGUAGCAGAGGAGCUGAAGCGGCUAAACCGAAAGCGGAGUUCUGAGGAUACACACCACCUGACCGAGCCCACCACGGGUAAUGCAGCGAUUCGAUGUUGGGUGCUGAGACUUGGGGCAUUUCCGUUCGGGGAUAAGGGGCAAAGAGAUCACGAGUGGCUAGUGCUGGGGCGGUCAGCGACACAGCCCGAGCUCUUUGAGAGGAUCGGACUAGGGUCGCUGAAGGAUAGUCAAGAGGCGGAGGUUCUCGAGUUGGAGACGAUAACGACAGUUUCGAUAGUUUAG